AUGUCGACAACGGCCGCAGCCAACAGUGGCUUCCAACUCGGAGCAGGAGACAUUACCAUCACACUUCCAAGCGAGAAGUCUCUUCUUUACAUCAUUACGGCAAUUUUCUUCGUCCUAGCAUUGAAUGUGCUGAGACCAGAUGGCUCCAAAUUACCACAUUUCAACCCCAGGAAACCUUUCGAGUUCACCGAUUUUCGACGCAUCAAGGAGUUCAUGGAGCAUGGCAUAGAGAUGACGAAAGAGGCCAAGCUAAAAUAUGGCGACAACCCGUACAGGAUGUUCACGGCUGAAGGUGACGUGGUGGUUUUGCCGUCGCGCUACACCAAUGAGAUCGCGGCCGCCGCUAAUACGCAGGUAGAUUCCUCUGAAAGGGGCCAAGACGAUACGCACAACUAUAUCCCGGGCUACGAACCCUUUGACUUCCCCACACAGGAAAUAGUUGCUGUUAUCAACCGACACUUGACUAAAGUACUCGGCAAGCUCACGCCGGCUCUUAGCUUUGAAGCACAAGAGGCCAUCAGGGAUGCCUUUACAGAAAACCGGGAAUGGCACGAGAUAAACCCCAGCGAGUUGGUUCUCCCCAUGGUGUCUCGAGUAUCAUCCCGCAUCUUCAUGGGUGAGCAAAUGUGCCGCAACAAAGACUGGGUGGCCGAAUCCUCCAAGUACGCUGCUCUCAGUUUCGGCGUAGGACACAUACUUCGUGGCUUGCCCCGGUUUACGCGUCCGAUCGUACACUGGUUUAUGCCAGGUGCCUGGGCAGUUCGCCGCCAGCUCAACGUGUGCCGGAAAAUGCUCGCUCCUGUCGUUGCCAAUCGCAAAGCACAGAUUGCACAGGCCGUGGCUGACGGUAGGGAGCCGCCUGUCUUCGACGAUGCCAUGAGCUGGUUUGAAGGAAUUUUCCCUACCGGGUAUGACCCGGCCGUGUCGCAGAUCACCUUGUCGGUCCUUGCCAUUCAUACCACCUCGGAUUUGCUUCUACACACCAUGGUGACCAUGGCACAACACCCUGAGAUCUUCGAGCCGAUGCGUGAAGAAGUCAGACAGGUGCUUGGUAGCGAGACCUGCAUCAAGAAGACGGCACUUUACGACAUGAAGCUUAUGGACAGUGUUUUCAAGGAGUGCCAGAGGGUGAAGCCAAUCCUAAUAUGGCCCAUCCGCCGCCAGGCCAAACAAGAUAUCAAGUUGUCAGAUGGCUUCGUCAUCCGCAAGGGCGAAAAGAUCAACCUCGACAUUACCGGAAUUUGGGACCCUGAGGUCUUCGAGAAUGCGAAUGAAUUCGACCCUUACCGUUACGUGCGCUGGCGCGAGACGCCCGGUCUGGAGCGCCGCGCACAGUUGGUAAUGACGAGUCCCGAGAUGCCGUUGUUUGGUCACGGCCCACACGCCUGCCCUGGUCGCUUCUUCGCCGCCAAUGAGGUCAAGAUCAUGAUGACAUAUCUGUUGCUUCACUACGAGUGGAAGCUGGCUCCGGGUUGUUCUGGGAACCCAUUGUUCGUGGGAUCAACUCCUGUGCCAGACCCUACGACUAGGCUGCUGAUAAGGAAGUUGGACAAUUAA
This is a messenger RNA of Diaporthe amygdali, 1557 nucleotides long. Its product is annotated as Dihydromonacolin L monooxygenase LovA 3. NCBI's taxonomy places the organism in Eukaryota, Fungi, Ascomycota, Sordariomycetes, Diaporthales, Diaporthaceae. The record is from RefSeq and is a predicted model, not a curated record. The coding region runs from base 1 to 1557 and encodes 518 amino acids. The transcript has 5 exons. Gene Ontology annotation, molecular function: oxidoreductase activity, acting on paired donors, with incorporation or reduction of molecular oxygen; monooxygenase activity; heme binding.